Messenger RNA from Nicotiana tabacum (common tobacco), 1438 nucleotides. Its product is annotated as amino acid transporter AVT1J. Lineage: Eukaryota; Viridiplantae; Streptophyta; Magnoliopsida; Solanales; Solanaceae. The record is from RefSeq and is a predicted model, not a curated record.
UGCCAUCACUAUGUUUGGUUCAUAACAGAUAUUGUUCCUACUUAAAAGGUCCAACUUUUUUUCUGGGAAAUGGAGACCAAAUCCCAGAAUGGCAAAUUUCUUUAUUUGCCCCUGCUGUCAGAAUAUGAUCAAUUUGAUAGAGCUGAGAAAGGAGUUACAUCGGACUCUGUUAUUAUCACCGGAAAAACCUCUUUUCUGGAAACGGCUUCUCAUGGACUCAACGCUCUAUCAGGAGUAGGAAUUUUGUCAACUCCAUAUGCGCUAUCUUCAGGAGGGUGGUUAAGCAUGAUUCUUCUUGUCGUCAUUGCAUGUGCGACCUUCUACACAUCCUUGUUAAUCAAGAGAUGUAUGGAUUUUGAUCCUACUAUAAGAAGUUAUCCUGACAUUGGAGAUCGAGCAUUUGGAAAAGCAGGAAGAAUAUUGGUAUCGGUUUUUAUGAAUCUUGAGCUUUACUUGGUGGCAACCGGUUUUCUAAUUCUUGCAGGGGAUAAUUUGCAUAAUCUGUUGCCAGAGGCAAAUUUCUGUUUUUGGGGACUCAGUAUUGGUGGGAAACAAAGCUUUGUAUUGAUCGUUGCUCUCGUCAUAUUACCCACAGUACUGUUAAAGAACAUGAGCAUUCUGGCAUAUGUAUCAGCCUCUGCAGUUUUAGCUUCCCUUGUUAUUAUUGGUUCAAUUUUCUGGGUAGCAACUUAUGAUGGUAUCGGCUUUCAUAAAAGGGGAGUCAUUCUGAAUUGGAGAGGAAUCCCGACAUCUUUUAGCUUAUACGCCUUCUGCUAUUGUGCCCAUCCUGUUUUUCCAACUUUGUACACUUCAAUGGAAAAUCAGAAGCAUUUCUCCAAGGUAAUGCUUCUGUGCUUUUCAUUCGCUACGAUAAAUUAUGCAUCGAUAGCAGCUAUGGGGUAUUCAAUGUUUGGCUCCGACGUCGAGUCACAAAUUACCUUGAACCUUCCAACUGAAAAGUUUAGCUCGAAAUUGGCUAUAUACACCGCCUUGAUCAAUCCGAUAGCCAAGUACGCACUAAUGAUGACACCAAUUAUCAACAGACUCGAGGAACGUUUCCAGUCUCACAAUGAUAAAGGAUCAUCGUCAUUUAGCCUCCUGAUUCGAACCAUCUUGGUGAUAAGCAGUGUUGCUGUUGCGCUGACCAUACCAUUAUUUGGGUAUCUCAUGUCACUAGUUGGAGCAUUUCUUAGUGUCACUGCUUCAAUUUUGCUACCAUGUUUAUGCUACUUGAAGAUUUCAGGCACUUACAGAAAGCUUAGAUUUGAGAUAGUCAUAAUAGGCCUGACAGUACUAAUGGGAAUCCUAAUCUUUGUUACUGGUACAUACACAUCUUUGAUAGAGAUAAUACAACAUUUUUAAACUUUGUAUUAUACAAUUUCAUUUGUUGGAUCUAUAGUGUUUCAAUAGCUGUUCUGAAAUGAAAUUGAUUUUGUAA